This is a messenger RNA of Symbiodinium sp. CCMP2456, 1209 nucleotides long. Lineage: Eukaryota; Dinophyceae; Suessiales; Symbiodiniaceae. The record is from the annotation of a GenBank genome assembly.
AUGGAGGAGUGGCGCGAACGAGAGGAAGUGGAACGGAAAGCCAGAGAGGCUAGGGAAGCAGAUGAAGCGAGAAAAAGGCGUGAGUCCGAACGUGCAGCGGCUGCUGCAGAGGAGGAGCGAAAGAAGAAUGCCAGAAGCAAGUCAAAGUCUUCCAGAUCUUCAAGUUCCCGUUCACAUCGAUCCAGAUCGCGCCGACGCCGGAGGUCCUCGUCUUCGUCAUCGAGGUCGAGUUCUAAGACUCGGAGAAAGAGUGGUUGGGAUGUCGCAGAUAGCAGCCUUAUUGCAAAAGCAAUGGGGGUCCCGACUUCAGAGACCAUACAGGCUCAAGCGGACAACAAGCCACUCAUUGUUGUACCUCCUCCCCCACCACCUGUUGCACGACCGGCUGGCGAUGCCAGUCCAUUGGCUACGUCAGCGCAAGGCCCUCCGACACCCCUGAGCCAAUAUACACACACACCAGCCCCACCGCCCCCUCCAGCACCCGUGCAUUUGAACGGGGCUGUGCUGAAUGCACCUGUGCAUGGCCAGAUGUGGGAGAAGUUGCCAGUCAGUCAGCAAGGUCCUGGGCACAUGGCGCAUUCGGUCAUGCCAUUUCCAGGUGCAGCCGUUCUGGCGCCCCAGCAGUGGCACCCGCCACCCAUGCAGUGGCAACCGCCGCAACCGCCCUUCUGCCCAAGUCAGACCGCAUGGCAAAGCCAGGCCUCGGCCGCGCCGAUCGCGCCGAUGUGGCAAGAGCCUCUUCAAGGAGGAUGGCCGCAACAAGGCGAAUACCCUGCAGGCGGCCCUGCCCAGGUGUUCCCCCAGAUUCACCAAGUGCCGCAAAAUCUCCACUCCUGGGCACCGGCCGAUCGCUCGAACGAGGAGCGAUUUAUCGGGAGGGUGAAGAGAUUCCAGGAUGGCCCUGCAGGUGGCUAUGGCUUCAUUGAUUGCGACGAAACCAAGCUGCGCUUCACCAGAGACAUUUACAUACACCGGAAUCAGAUGAUCGGGUUGCAGAUUGGCGAUGAAGUAAGCUUCACCAUCUCGUUGAACAACAAAGGCGAACCCCAAGCUAGGAAUGUGAUGAAGCGAGAAGAUGCGCUUCUGCUUCGGGCUGGUGCUGUCCACGGCAUGGUCCCAGAAGGGCCCGUUGGACCUUCCGCACCCAACUUGAUGGAUGAGCAUCAGGCAAGGCAGUUCCAAGCAUCGUUACGUGGUAACGUCGGUUGA